AUGGCGGGACAGUUUCCAGGAAGGAUUUGUCUCCUUCUCUCUUGCGCGCUGCUGAAGCCCGUGCUUUCAGCUCAGAGUCAGAUGUGUGACCUGAUUUUGGAAAUAGACAAGGAGAGGAAGAUGUGUGAGGCUCAGAUUGAAAACACAACAACAGGCUGCAGUGGGACGUGGGACAAGAUCACCUGCUGGCCCAGCGCCAACAUCGACCAGGUGGUGACCAUCCCCUGCCCCAAAUAUCUCUUCUAUUUCUCCAGAAGUGUUUCCCCACGUAAUCUGUCAAAGACCUGCACCGCCGACGGCUGGACCCCCAUCAGUAUGGACUCAUACAUACUGGACUGUGGUUACAAUCCCAACAGCACCAUGGAGGAAAAUUCAGGGGAAUUCUUCGGCGCCAUCAAAGUUGGUUACACCGUCGGUCACAGUGUGUCGCUCAUUUCUCUGAUAGUUGCCAUCAUCAUACUCUGUCUUUUUCGGAAGCUCCACUGUACAAGAAACUACAUCCACAUGAAUCUGUUUGUGUCUCUCAUACUGAAAGCUGUGACUGUUUUCAUCAAAGAUGUGGUUCUGUACGACGUCGGCGAGACGGACAACUGCCAGGCAUCAAUCUUACAGACCUAA
Messenger RNA from Nematolebias whitei (Rio pearlfish), 618 nucleotides. Its product is annotated as vasoactive intestinal polypeptide receptor-like. The record is from RefSeq and is a predicted model, not a curated record. Gene Ontology annotation, cellular component: plasma membrane. The transcript is spliced from 7 exons. The coding region runs from base 1 to 618 and encodes 205 amino acids. Gene Ontology annotation, biological process: cell surface receptor signaling pathway; adenylate cyclase-modulating G protein-coupled receptor signaling pathway. NCBI's taxonomy places the organism in Eukaryota, Metazoa, Chordata, Actinopteri, Cyprinodontiformes, Rivulidae. Gene Ontology annotation, molecular function: vasoactive intestinal polypeptide receptor activity; peptide hormone binding; G protein-coupled peptide receptor activity.